AGAUUUUGUUGAAAUAACAAACAGAAGAGUUCCACCAGAAUGAGUUAGCAUUUUUUCUAAAUUGUGCAUGUCUGGUCACCAUGACAAUCACAUAUUUAUCUUUAUUUACAACAGGAUACAAAACUGUCAGAGUUACUGCCUAUAGAAAUGUAUUUGUGAAAACAGUGAAAACUUAAGUAUUUUUCCUAAAUCUGUCCUAAUUUCCUUCCACAUUUAACUUUUGUUCCCAGAACCUGGUUUGUAAAAUAGUACAAUCUGUGGCUAGUUCCAGAUACACUGUUAAAAUUAAGGGAUAUGUGGGAAACCUCGAAUAGCAGAUGUGGGAGGAGUUGAUUAUCUUCUACCACUUCCGCAAACUGAGAAGAUCUAUAAUCUCAAUGUCAUUGCUAACCAAGUGGAAUUGCCUGGUGGUUUCAUCCUUGGAGCUGGAGCAGCAUCAUUUAAAGCUAUGGGUGUGAAUGCAGAGCUUAUGCCUAAUGUCUUGACCAAAGGGGAUGGUAAACCUGAAGUGAAUCACAGUUAUAGUGCCAAAAUAGACCCUGCUACGGGUGGAUGUGUUCUUGAGAAAUAUGGAGAAACGUACAAGACCUGUGAUUGUGCACUGCUAGCAAACUUGUUCAUUAGUGAAGGGAAACCAGGAAAGGUUAUUGAAGUAAGAAGCAGCAGAAGAACUGGACAGAGUAACUUUGUGAGCUGUAUGAGGGAAACUCUUGAACAGCACUAUGGAGAUAAGUCUGUAGGAAUGGGAGGGACAUUCCUCAUUCAAACAGGCAAAGCUAAACUUCAUGUUAUGCCGGAGUUUUCUCCCUGUCCUCUAAACAGCAACGAGGCUGUAAACAAUUGGCUGAAGUUCUUUGACAUGAGUGCUCCUCUCAUCUCCCAGUCAGUGUUUGUAUCCCGUGAUCUGGGAUUUGACCUUCGAUUGGAGCACACCCAUUGUUUCAGCCAUCAUGGAGAAGGUGGACACUAUCACUACGAUACUACCCCAGACAAUGUGGAAUACCUGGGCUACUUUGUGCCAGCAGAAUACCUUUACCGCAUUGACCGUCCUGAGAAGACUCUCAAAAUAGGACGGGAUUAGUUACACAUAAUCACAGGUAUUUGUGAAAUUCCUGGAUCCCUUUAAGGACUGUUAAAAACAGGACUUCACCCUGCACCAUAGAGACAUCAAAAUUCAAUGGUUGAUAGACAGCAAUGAAAUCAAUCUCAUUGACCUUUGGUUGUAUUGUGAUGGCUCCUCAUCCCAAACAUUAAAGAUUUUGGAUGCCUCAAAUUCUUAGGAGGUGAAAAGCCACAACAGAGGAUGUUUUCUGCACAAAAUACCAUCUUAUUUGGAAAAUGACGACUAUGAUCAAUUCACAUAUGUAAUGCAUCAGUGUUUGUUACCUUGUUCAACAAUGACAGCAGAUUGCUCUCUGGAGCUGUGAAACUAGCACACAUCUACACGGCCAAAGUUUGAAACAGUUACAUUAUGAAUUUGAGAGAGGGACUCUCCACCACAGAGAGACAAUUCAAAUACAAAAGCCUUGUAGCGUACUGGGAACCCCUUACUUUACAAGAUCUCUUGUCUAUCUAAAUCAUCAAUUCAUCUAAGAGAUUGCAGACCUGCUAAGGAAGAGGCAGAAAUAAUUCCAGUUGAAAGUGUAUUUUUGCUUUCUUCUCUAUGUAAUCUCUGUACAUGUGUACGAGCUGGCACAUUUUAGACCUAUGGGGCACAUGUGUGAUAAUAAAUCAUUUUUAUUUUUAAAUUUACAAAAGCUUGCUGCUGAUGUCAUUACACUGGGUCUACUCUCUUUAAAAGUAAGAAGUUAAAAAUCACACAACACCAGGUUAUAGUCCAACAGGU
This is a messenger RNA of Chiloscyllium plagiosum (whitespotted bambooshark), 1846 nucleotides long. The record is from RefSeq and is a predicted model, not a curated record. NCBI's taxonomy places the organism in Eukaryota, Metazoa, Chordata, Chondrichthyes, Orectolobiformes, Hemiscylliidae.